AGAAAUACCAAAAAAGAAAGGCAAUAGAAGAAGGAAAGAUGAAAGUGAUGAAGAUUUUGAUGAAGAGGAGGAGGAAGAAACGCCCCAGAGAACAAGAGGAAAGCGCGGUAGGGGAAGACCAAGGAGAGGGGAGGAAAAAGACGAUGAUGAUGAUGACGAUGACAGUGAUGAGGAUUGGGAUGAAGAGGACAUAAAACCCACAAAACGACCAAGAAGACGACCCACAAGAAGAACGCGAACCCUGAGAAAACGGGGUGGCAGCAGUGAGGAAGACGAUGAUGAAGAGCCUUUAUCACGCAGACGUCCUUCCAGGAGUGCUUCUUUGAAAAAGCCCAUGUACACUGACGAUUUCAUUGUGAGUGAUGAGGAACUGAGUGAAGAAGAAAUUCCUCCUCGCAGACGUUCCAGUAAAGCCAACGAGGACAGUGACUACGUGAUGGAGGAGGAAUCCGGCAGCGACUGGGAGGCAGAACAGUCAGGGAAGAAAAAGGGCCGACCUCCGGCUAAAUCAAAUCGUAGAGGACGGGGAAGGCGUCGACAGAAUGACAGCUCUGACUUUGAUGAUUCUGAUGAGGAGGAGUACAAGCCACGUCCAAGUAAAAGGAGGGCUGCAGCAGCAGUAGCAGCACGGAGACAGAAAAAGAAGAAAUUUGAAUCUGAGUCUGAGGAAGAAGAGGAGGAAGAAGAAGAAGAAGAGGAGGAGGAGGAAAUGGAAAACUCUGAGGAGGAAGAAGAGAAAAGUCGCCACUAUAUCUGA
Messenger RNA from Lingula anatina, 757 nucleotides. RefSeq lists its product as uncharacterized. NCBI's taxonomy places the organism in Eukaryota, Metazoa, Brachiopoda, Lingulata, Lingulida, Lingulidae. The record is from RefSeq and is a predicted model, not a curated record. Gene Ontology annotation, molecular function: DNA-(apurinic or apyrimidinic site) endonuclease activity; 3'-5' exonuclease activity; protein binding. Gene Ontology annotation, cellular component: nucleus; site of double-strand break. Gene Ontology annotation, biological process: regulation of DNA-templated transcription; double-strand break repair.